Messenger RNA from Indicator indicator, 1677 nucleotides. RefSeq names its product cysteine rich protein 2 (gene CRIP2). Lineage: Eukaryota; Metazoa; Chordata; Aves; Piciformes; Indicatoridae. The record is from RefSeq and is a predicted model, not a curated record. The coding region runs from base 48 to 674 and encodes 208 amino acids. The transcript is spliced from 8 exons.
GGCGCGGCACAGCACGGCUCGGCUCAGCUCCGCUCUGCUCUCCCGCCAUGGCAUCCAAGUGCCCCAAGUGCGACAAGACUGUGUACUUCGCUGAGAAGGUGUCCUCCCUGGGCAAGGACUGGCACAAGUUCUGCCUGAAGUGUGAGCGCUGCAACAAGACCCUGACCCCGGGCGGGCAUGCCGAGCACGAUGGGAAGCCCUUCUGCCACAAGCCCUGCUACGCCACGCUGUUCGGCCCGAAAGGAGUGAACAUCGGCGGCGCUGGGUCCUACAUCUACGACAAGCCGCAGAUCGAGGGGCAGACUGCUCCAGGACCCAUCGAGCACCCAGUGAAGGUGGAGGAGAGGAAGGUGAAUGCUGCGCCUCCCAAGGGACCCAGCAAAGCCUCCAGUGUCACCACCUUCACUGGCGAGCCCAACAUGUGCCCACGCUGUGGCAAGAGAGUCUACUUUGCUGAGAAGGUGACUUCGCUGGGGAAGGACUGGCACCGCCCCUGCCUACGCUGUGAGCGCUGCAGCAAGACUCUGACCCCGGGGGGCCAUGCCGAGCAUGAUGGACAGCCCUACUGCCACAAGCCCUGCUAUGGGAUCCUCUUCGGGCCAAAGGGCGUCAACACUGGAGCUGUGGGAAGCUACAUCUAUGACAAAGACCCCGAGGUGAAGAACCAGCCCUAGACGGCGUCCUCCUGCCCGUCCAUCCGCCUGCUCUGUGCCCCCUUACUAACCUCUGCUCACAGCUGGAGCAGAUCCUUGCCAGGCUGGCCACAGAGCUGUGCUCUCUCUGCUGUUUCCCCUCUGGGCAGGAUGGCCCUGCCCCCUGGGUUAUAUAUCAUAGCCUCUAAUAUAAGCUUUGGUGUUUAAAGGCAAAGGUAGAAGGUGUUUCUGGUGGUUCCCAAUGUGCUCUGUCCUCCCCAGCCCUCCCACCAGCCCCCCCAAGUGCAGGAGGCAGCAGGGCAGGUGUGGGGAUGUCACUGUGUGCAGGGGACAGUGAGUGCCACCCAAGGGGCUGAAAGCAGGGAAAGUCCCACCUUGAAAGUGUGCCCCUCACUGCCUCCUGCACAGAGCUGAUGGAGCCAAGCAGGCAUCCAGCAGCAUUUGAGAUGGGGGCUGAUGGUCAGGGUGCCCAGCUCUCCUCCUCACCAGCUGCUUGGGGAUGUGUGGGUCGCCUCAGGACUCUGGCUUGUCUGGCAGCUUCCUGGCCUCCAUGCCCUGGCCCUCACUCUCCCCAGGGCCCACAGCUGACCUCAGCAGCUGUUGAUGAUGCAGGUCCUUGAAUCCCGAUCCCUGCACUCCCAGGGCAUCCCUGUACAUGUCCCUAGGCAGGUGCCCACCCUGCUCUGCUGGCUGUUUUGGGUUGGUGACCCUCUCCAGCCGGGUUCCCCAUGACAGCAGAGCCUGUGCCAGGGGGUACCUGGCAGCCACCACCCUGGGGAAGUGAGCUGCCCCCUGCUUCCUGAGGGCAGAGCGCAUUGGGCUGGCGGCUCCGGGGCAGGGCACCUGCCUGCCUCCCAGAGCCGGAGGUUUCUCCUUGUUGUUGUUUAUUUAUAACCAGUUGUAAAUGUGCCCCUUGCUUUGGAGAAUGACACCUACCCCCCAGUCCCACCCGGGCCCCCCGUGCACACCCAGCCCUGCUGCUGCCCAGCAGACCAAGGCGGGGCUGAUGCAGGGGACCCUCCGU